Pollicipes pollicipes is the source of this 1744-nucleotide messenger RNA. RefSeq names its product skin secretory protein xP2. NCBI's taxonomy places the organism in Eukaryota, Metazoa, Arthropoda, Thecostraca, Pollicipedomorpha, Pollicipedidae. The record is from RefSeq and is a predicted model, not a curated record. Bases 1 to 597 code for a protein of 198 amino acids. The transcript is spliced from 5 exons.
AUGUAUGUAGAGUGGCGACACAAGCGACAGUAUGGUCCGCCGCGCGCUUACAGCAUCACCGAAGUCACCACUCGGCCGUCGCAGGGCGGCGGCGCCGACCCGGCGCCCACCCCCACCGGCGUGGCCAGCUAUCAGGGCUACCCGAUCCCGGCCGCCCCGCCCAUCGAGGCCGUCGACCAGCAGCUGGUGGCGGGGCCGCAGCCGACGUACUUCCAGGCGGAGACGCCGCAGCCGCAGCCGACGUACUCUCAGCCGGGUACUCAGGAGCCUCAGCCGACAGCUGCGGCGCCUCAGCCCACGUACUCCGAGCCCACAGUGCCGGCGCCUCAGCCCACGUACUCCGAGUCCACAGCGCCGGCCGCCGCCUCCGGGGCUUCUGCUCAGCUUCGGCCGCAGCCACUCGGAACUUACGGCGACGCCUUCUUCGGAGGUGAAGCCAGUGCGGCGCCGGGCCGGCAGCGCCAGCGGCCCGGGCCCCAGCCGCAGUACAGAGAGCCCGGUCUGGGCGUGCCUGGCGACGGUGGCUUCCUCAUGCCCUGGAACGUGCCCUCCAACAUCCAGAUGGCGCUGCGGGACGGACUCCGACCCGGCUGGUAGGCCGGACUGGUCGAAGACGUCUCCGCCGGAGGCCGGGUGACAAUGCGGCUGCAGAUGGCGCCCUUGUCGGAAGAUAGGUGGCAGCACUGCUAGAAAGCCACCGGCGCUGAGCGGUCAGAUUGGCUGAAGAUCAUGACGGAAGCAGACAGCUUGCGCGCCCAGCUGCUGGAAUGCUGAGACUGUAUCACGUACUGUGUCUUAGAUGUUGUAAGCUGUCUGCUGAUGCGUGUGGAGCUGGCCACAUGCCCGUGGCAGAUUACCGGGUGCGGCGUUUAAGACGUUACUGAGCUUACCCUUAGAAGUCGCUGGUGAAAAAAGUUUGCGCAAGCUCCGAUUAUUAAAUAUGAUGUAAGAUAAUGAUUGUGCUAGUUAAGUUAUGUGAUCGAUCAAAACCCACCAAUUGAAUCAGACCUUUGCUUUCAUGGGGCUCAAAAUAACGUACUUGUUCCCUACUUAUUAGUCAACUACAAGAACAGAUUGUACGAGCUCUGGUCCCCACCUGGAGUCACCGAACCCACGAAGGUGUGUGCCUUCGCCCCAAUAGAAUGCUCGGCCUGCACUGUGUGCCUUGGCGCCAAUUAGUUCACAGCAAAUAGUAGUAUUGAAGACGGGAUGCGUUUGUCGACACCACCUGACAAGCAGAGACCUCUGGUGGUUGUCUCCGUCACUCAACAGCUGUAGGCGGACACAGACCUCUGAUGGCUGUGUCUCCGUUCUCCAGCAACAGUAGUCUCCACGUUGUCGUGUCGCAGUUCGCGCCCGCCGGCCGAGUGUCCGCAGUGUUUUUGCACCGCAGUGCUGACACGCAUGUCCGUGUUCUCCAGUCCUCAAAGGCGCGUGAUUCGGCGCCGUAGCCAUGGGGUGCGCUUCUGUAUCAGUGAAACUGCAUGUCUGUAGCCCCGUGUACGCCAACAGCCGCGGCCAUGUGACAUGUGACAUGUGCCAUGUGUGUGCGGGAGCGUCAGGCUGCCCCCUCGCCUCCCCCUCCCCCAUGGCUCCACCGCUCCCAUGUCUCGCGGUGGCACGCGUACUUCGCUCAAGACGCAGCGUAACAACGUCCGCGCCGUAUUCCGAAUCGUCUCAAAACAUCAUACUUUGUGAGAGGUAGCUACAGCCGUUAGUGCAGUCGUGAGCCGCGGCGAUGGUU